AUGGCGGGGUGGGUGUGGAGCCAGAGACCGCAGUGGGGUCAAACGGUAGACCCCAGAUCCUACAUUUGAACAUACAAAUGGAUUUUAUCAAACAAAAUUAUGCUACAUUUUUAUCUCUAAGACCCUCAGGAUGACAAAUCAGAGCAAGAUUAAUGAAUUAGUCUUACCAUCUCAGUAUGAGCCUCAAUACCAACACCAUGAACAGCCUGCAUCUGGUGCCCAAGAAGGACUCCGUGGCUAACCAGCUGGUGAGUGGAGCCUUGCAGCUGGCCAGGGACACUGCCCUCUUCCUGGAUGAGCUGCAGCUGGAGCAUGGUCAACUGGACACCUCAGGUGUCUGGAACAUCCCGGCUCUGGGGAACCUGAUUUCCUGGCAGAAGGUUGAUUAUGACUUCAACUACCACAAGGUGGAAUUCCCCUGCAAUAUUAAUGGGCUCAUCACAUCAGAGGGCAGAUCCCUGCUACCAGUGAGGACAAAGGCGUCAAAUAAAAUUUUAUUGGCCACAUCCGCAAUACCGUCUGAUAAGUAUGUGUGUGUAGUGAAAUGCUUGUGUUCCUAGCUCCAACAGUGCAGUAGUAUCUAACAAUUCACAAUACACACAUUUAAAAGUAAAAGAAUGGAAUUAAGAAAUAUAUAAAUAUUAGAUUGAGCAAUGUGUGGCAUUGACUAAAAUAUAGUAUAUACUUAUGAGAUGACUAAAGCAGUAUUUAAACAUUAAAGUGACCAGUGAUUCCAAGUCUAUGUAUAUAGGGUAGCAGCCUCUAAGUUGCAGGAGGAGUAACCGGAUGGAAGAUGGCUAGUGAUGUCUAUUUAAGUCUGAUGGCCUUGAGACUGAAAAACAGCUUCUGUCUCGUUCCCAGCUUUGAUGCACCUGUACUGACC
Messenger RNA from Oncorhynchus tshawytscha (Chinook salmon), 883 nucleotides. RefSeq names its product mini-chromosome maintenance complex-binding protein-like. Bases 177 to 560 code for a protein of 127 amino acids. Gene Ontology annotation, molecular function: chromatin binding. The record is from RefSeq and is a predicted model, not a curated record. Gene Ontology annotation, biological process: DNA-templated DNA replication. The transcript has 3 exons. NCBI's taxonomy places the organism in Eukaryota, Metazoa, Chordata, Actinopteri, Salmoniformes, Salmonidae.